This is a messenger RNA of Manihot esculenta (cassava), 2886 nucleotides long. RefSeq names its product TPR repeat-containing thioredoxin TTL1. Gene Ontology annotation, molecular function: protein binding. The record is from RefSeq and is a predicted model, not a curated record. NCBI's taxonomy places the organism in Eukaryota, Viridiplantae, Streptophyta, Magnoliopsida, Malpighiales, Euphorbiaceae. The transcript has 7 exons. Gene Ontology annotation, cellular component: cytoplasm. Bases 343 to 2487 code for a protein of 714 amino acids.
ACAAAAAAGAGAGAGUCAAUUUCUUGGAAGCCACUCUAUGAGCUUGUGACUUUAUAUAUACAAUACAAUGCACGUUGUAGCUUUGAACCCUUCAUGUUCAAGCCAUUCAUCAUUAGUUCUUCCUCUUUUGCAAUUUCCUUCCACAUUCCUUCAAUAGUUUUUGUUAGCAAAUUUAUUUUUUUUCUUCGUUGAAUUCUGGUUUUUUCUAGGUGUACUUACAUCAUGCUUACAGUAAUACUGUUGUUUCUUUAUCAUUUUUUUGGGGGUGUGGAUCAAAUAGUUUAUUCCUCUGUUUUAUAAAGCUCAAUCUCAUUAGGCAAAAGAGAUUUGGAGUGAAAAAACAUGGCAGAGAUGGCUAAUUAUCCCAUGGAGAGCCAAUUGGGUUGUAGUCUUGUGGCAGGGAUUUUUCGUCGCCGGAGCUUCUGCCAACGGAAAACAUCUGUUUAUUCACUGCCUGUGGAAAGCAGCAACAAUAUCUCCAAGGAAAAGCCUCCUGUCCACAUUUCCAAGACGCAGAGAAGCAAAUCUGAAGCUGCUAUUCUUGCCUCCAAUCUGAUUAAACAAUUUCCUGAAGUAGGCCAAAAACUCACCGGGAGACAUAAUUUGGUUUCUCCAAGAACCUCAUCUUCUCAUCAGAAGAAUGAAGGUAGAAAAUCCUACGAUGCUGCAAGAAGCUCAACAUCAUCCUCGAGUUUGGGCCAAAUAACAUUGUCACAGACCAAUGAAGCAAAGCUAAGGAGGGCAUCCACAAGUGAUUCGCGAGAGCUUAGCAUGAUCUUAACAACUAAUAAUCAACAAUCCAAAGAUAGCAAAGCCCUAGUUCGAGCUAGUUCAACCAAGGUUAUGCUAUUAGGCGACUUGGGCAAUUUGAGGCUGCCUGGAAAUGGGAAUAUUGCAGGCAAUAAUAGUCCUAAUGCCACUACAAGGACUGCAAAUUUCCUUCACAGGAAUUUACAGGAAGCAAGCUCCAAUCACAGGACUAGACAUAGUAAUGGCAAACUUGGUGGAAAUGGUGUUAUGGGCAACAUUGUACGGCAAUCCAGUGGGGACCUUCGACAAUGUCAAAACCUGACAAGUAGAAUGGAUCCUGAGGUUUUGAAGAAUAUGGGCAAUGAGAAGUACAAGCAGGGAAGAUGUGAAGAGGCCUUAGCUUUUUAUGAUCGAGCAAUUGCUCUCGAUUCCAGCAAGGCAACAUAUCGGAGCAAUAAAAGUGCUGCUUUGAUAGGAUUAGGCCGUCUAACAGAAGCCGUCGCCGAAUGCAAAGAAGCUAUUAGGCUCGAUCCUUCUUAUCAAAGAGCACAUCAUCGUUUAGCGACACUAUAUGUCAGAUUAGGAGAAGCGGAGAAAGCACUGUAUCACUACGAACAAUCAGGUCCCUAUGCUGACUCAGAAGACAUUGCUCAAGUUCAAGCCUUGCAGAAGCACCUGAACAGGUGCAUCCAGGCUCGAAAAUUAAAAGAAUGGAAUACUCUGGUAAAGGAGACCGACUGUGCAAUUUCUUCUGGUGCUGAUUCAUCUCCACGGGUAUAUGCUAUGCAAGCAGAGUCCCUAUUGAGACUGCAUAGACAUGAAGAGGCCUACAGAGCCUACCGGAGGGCACCGAAUUUUACCUAUGACUUUUGCACUAAGUACGUUGGCCUAGCUGGCACCUCUCAUCUCUUAAUUGGGGCACAGGUUUAUAUGGCUGCAGGCAGGUUUGAAGACGCUAUAUCAGCAGCUCAGCAAGCAGCUCAGCUUGAUCCAGGUAACAGGGAAGUCAGCACGGUGUUAAAAACUGCUAGAGCUGUAGCAUCUGCAAGAUUGACUGGCAAUCUACUAUACAAUGCAUCAAAAUUUUCUGAGGCCUGCGCUGCAUAUAGUGAAGGACUAGAAUAUGACCCUAAUAACUCAAUUUUGUUAUGCAACCGAGCGGCUUGUCGAUCCAAGCUUAACCAAUUUGAAAAGGCAGUGGAAGAUUGCACCGCGGCUCUUAGGUUGCAACCUAACUACAGCAAGGCAAGGCUAAGAAGGGCCAAUUGCAAUGCCAAGCUGGAAAGAUGGGAAGCUUCAAUGCAAGAUUAUGAGAUGCUUAUAAGGGAAAGCCCAGCAGAUGAGGAGAUAGGCAGGGCCUUGUUUGAAGCCAAGAUUCAACUGAAGAAGCAACGAGGUGAAGACAUCAAGGACUUGAAAUUUGGUUCUAAUUUGGUGUUCAUUUCCAGCAAUGAACGUUUUAGAUACUUCGUAACUUCGCCUGGAAUGUCAGUGGUGCUUUUUUGUAACAAAGAGAAUCAUACGCAAGUGUUGCAGCUGAUGGAGCAAGUCUGCAAGAGAUUCCCAUCUGUCAACUUCCUCAAGGUGGAGGUAGAGGACUACCCAUACUUAGCAAAGUCAGAGAGUGUAACAUCUCUUCCAUCGUUCAAGAUAUACAAGAAUGGAUCAAGGGUUAAAGAAAUUCCAGGCAACAACCGAGAAUUAUUGGAAAAAUCAGUUAAAUUGUACAGCAGUUGAAAUGUAAAAAUGAAAAUUAUGCAGAGUGCAAAGGAAAUACAGAAAGAAGAGAGCCUCAACUUAACAACAUUAAGAUGGGAAAUUAAGAAAGCAGCAUUGCACAUAAAAGCAGAAAAGGGUUAGAGAAGGAAUGAUAUUGCUAUUGGCUGCACCACAAGAUUAAACAAGUGGGAGAGUUGUUUGGUGUUUCUUAAUUGAUGAUUUUUUAGUUUUCCUUUCUUUUUGGUUACUUUGAAUAGGAUGCUUAAUGACUGUUUAAGCAGCUCUUUAUUCUCUCCCUGCCCUACUUCCAUCCCUUUAAUGCUGGCUUUGGCAAAUAAUCAGUUUGCUAAUGAUGUUUUUUCUUUUUAAAGUGUGGAAAGCAAAUAUUAAAUAGUAAUAGAAAUUGCUUGUGUGGAA